Messenger RNA from Baudoinia panamericana UAMH 10762, 772 nucleotides. RefSeq lists its product as uncharacterized. Bases 229 to 630 code for a protein of 133 amino acids. The record is from RefSeq and is a predicted model, not a curated record. NCBI's taxonomy places the organism in Eukaryota, Fungi, Ascomycota, Dothideomycetes, Mycosphaerellales, Teratosphaeriaceae. The transcript has a single exon.
GUUCACGUGCCGACCACUCACACGCUCCGUUAAAUAAGACUUCGUUUCACUUACAGAAAUAUGAUCACAGCCACGGUGUGAGCAUGCAGUGCAUCUCAACUCAAUGACUUGUCAGCCGCUACAGCGAUCGGUAACAGCGGAUGCUUCGUUUGACGGGUAGGUAGCAUACAAACUCUGUAUGCACCGCUUCCCCUCUCACACAUCUUCUCCCUCCUCCGCCUCAACAGAAUGUGUCUCUACGCAGCAUUCAAGCACUCCUUACCACCUUUUCUCUCACCAAAACCGUCUCCUGUGAGUCAAACUACCGGAUUAAUCCUCUCCCAUAUCCCUUCGGGCAGAACCUGCCAAACAACGGCGCCGACUGGCCGAAAAACCAGGUAUGGGAACUCGGCUUGGUUCGGAAUAUCACUUACAACACCGACUUUGGACAUUACACUAUUGCCCUGUGGCAGGACCAGAUCAGUCCUCCCUCGCCGUGGAAGGUUGAUUAUGUUUAUGGUUCGUAAGCAUGCUGUUUCGCGGAUACGAAAAGCGAUGAUGCUGAAAGCGAGUCAAACCUACGGGUCCCGGCAAUGUGACCAACCAUACCGGCACGCAAACUUUACAGUGGGUUGUGCAGACAUAUGGUGAGCCGUCCGCAUUGCUGAAGCUUACAGUGAUCGGGCUGACUUGGGGCGAAACUAGGUAAUAACACCUCCCAGAUCACGAACCCCGUGUUCUGGCUGUGGAUCGCCGAUUUGAACAGCAACCGGACUAUCAUCUCGCACACAUU